Molecule: messenger RNA, 1196 nt
Organism: Lactuca virosa
Lineage: Eukaryota; Viridiplantae; Streptophyta; Magnoliopsida; Asterales; Asteraceae
Source: the annotation of a GenBank genome assembly
AUGAGACUGAAACCACAGCAACGGCGACGCAAGACGGCAGUUAUUCUUCGAAUAUCAUCACCAGCAACGAUUUCUCACUAUAUCUCCAUCUUCUUCGGAGAAAUGCUCCGUCGCUACUUCUGUGAAUUCAAAUCCUCCACAUUGCUCCACCGUAUCCGACUUCCGGAGUACUUGGUCUCGUCUACCGACAUGCUCUCCUCUUCCCUGUCCUUCAACUCGUUGUCGGAGAGAGCUUAUUCUAGUCUGGAAACUGUUUUAAAGGAGGCAUCUAUGAACGACAGGACAGUUAUUUUAACUACUUUGAAUGAGGCUUGGGCGAAUCCAGAGAAUUCGAUUCUUGAUCUGUUUCUUGCAAGCUUUAGGUUUAGUCAAGAAACCAAUAGACUCUUGAAUCACUUGGUGAUUAUUGCUCUAGAUCAGAACGCAUUUGCAACUUGUAAGCGUGUUCAUACCCAUUGCUUUGCCCUCAGUAGUGAAGGAGUUGAUUUCUCUCAAGAGGCCUAUUUUAUGACCCCUGAUUACUUGAAGAUGAUGUGGCGAAGGGUUGAUUUCUUACGCUCUGUGCUUGAAAUGGGAUACAACUUUCUUUUCACUGAUGCUGAUGUCAUGUGGUUCAGGGAUCCUUUCCCUCAUUUCUAUUCGGAUGCUGAUUUUCAAAUUGCAUGCGACCAUUACUCUGGAAACUCGACUGAUGUUGAGACAAAUAUACCCAAUGGAGGAUUUAGUUUUGUGAGGUCAAAUAUCCGGUCAAUAGAGUUUUACAAGUACUGGUACUCUUCCAGAGUAAUCUAUCCAGACAUGCAUGAUCAGGAUGUCCUCAAUCGUAUAAAAUUUGAUUCAAUCCUUACAGACAUCAACCUGAAGUUGAGGUUUCUAGAUACAACGUAUUUUGGGGGAUUUUGUGAACCUAGCAAAGACUUGAACAAAGUGUGCACAAUGCAUGCAAAUUGUUGUGUUGGUCUGGAAAACAAAGUUCAUGAUCUUAGAAUCAUGCUUCAAGAUUGGAACAACUUCAUGGCUCUUCCUCCUAGCAUGAGGUCUGAAACAAAUUUAACUUGGAGGGAUCCUAAAAACUGCAGUCUUGCUUUGCGUAGACAUCUUGAUUUGUCUGAAGAUGGAACAAGUGGAGAAACGAUGAGUUAACAUUCUGCAUUUCCCGUUAGUUCCUCAAUGUAAAGAUAAAUCUUCUAACUUGU